Stegodyphus dumicola is the source of this 5863-nucleotide messenger RNA. RefSeq names its product Organic anion transporting polypeptide 30B (gene Oatp30B). Gene Ontology annotation, biological process: sodium-independent organic anion transport; transmembrane transport. NCBI's taxonomy places the organism in Eukaryota, Metazoa, Arthropoda, Arachnida, Araneae, Eresidae. The record is from RefSeq and is a predicted model, not a curated record. Gene Ontology annotation, cellular component: basolateral plasma membrane. Gene Ontology annotation, molecular function: protein binding.
AUACCAUCUCCUAUUAUGUUUGGAAAUGUUAUUGAUUCAACAUGCAUUUUAUGGAAAGCUCAUUGUGGGCGACCUGGGGGUUUUUGCCUCAUGUACAACAUAGAACAUUUCAGACUAAAGUACAUUGGUGUCUGUUCAGGGCUGAAAGUGGCAUCUGGGUUGUUGUUUUUCUUGGAUUGGAUGUUGAUAUCAUGGAAGCACAAAAAAGACAUUGAACAGCCUCCAACAUUAACUGUUGGAGAGAUAGUGUCUUCCAUCAUAUCAUUAGAUCGACUUUCAACUCUUGGGUGGGGAGACUUACCUAUGGAUGGCAAUAAAGAUGUUCCUGAAGACACCCAACCAUUGGAAAUGGAUGAAGAAAGUUAUACAAAUAUCCCUAGGACAGUUAAGAGGCAUAUUAAAAGGGAUAGUUCUACUAGUGAUAUAUUAAGCCCUAAUUAACUUAUAUGUUAUUGUGCAAUGAAAGGGAUAUGGUAAUGCUGAAAGUUUGAGGAGGUAUGAAACAAUAUACUUUGUAACGGGUACUUAACAAAAAUUGAUUGACUAAUAUUGAGAGACUUAGCUUUAACUUUCAAUAGGAAAGAAAAUAAGUAAGCUUGAAUUCACCUAUGAUGCCCUGAACAAACAAACAAAAAAAAAAAAAAAAUCUGUCCUUCGUUACCAUUUCUUCAAAUAGAAUAUUGUGAUAGUGUGUUUAAAAGAUUUACUUCUAAAAAUGAAGUAGUGUUUCUUUACUUAUAAGAAGUUGAAGUUUAUUAAAUAAGAUUACCAUUUAUAUUUUUUUUAAUUAACAGUGCCUAUUAAAAAAAGCUAAUAAUUAUGUGCACUUAUAGGUAUUAAAUAAAGGUGAGCCUUUAAUUUAAGAUUUUUGCACUAAAGUUAAAUAUGAAAAUUCCUUGUGAUCAUUUUCUGGUAGAAAUUUAAAUGAAUUACCUUAAAUUACUAGUUUUGUAACUUCUCUUGCUAAGGCAGAAUAUUUUAGUGAAUGUAGGAUUGAAUAGUUGCCUGUCAAACUAAAAAUUUCUUGAAAUUUAAAAUGUAUUUUUAAUAAACCAGUUUUGAAGUAGAAUUCGAAACCUGAGGCCAAUUUUAACAUAUAUAUUUCGGGGAAAUCUAUCAAGAGUUAAGAUUGUGAUUGAAUAUAAUGGAAACAAAAUGUAUUUCAAAUCAAUUGAUUUAAUUUUGGAGUAAAUAAAUAUAAUUUCUAUUGACACAAAACUUAAAACUUUUUUAAGUCACAUAUAUUAAGUAUCAUACAAAAUAUGCAAAUGUUUAUUAUGUAUGCAAUUUCGCCCCCAUGUGUUUUUGUUUAGUUUUUGUAAGUCAUCUAAGACUUAACGAAAAAUAACUUGACAUUUCCUGAGAGAUGCUCUGAUACCAUUGGUUACUUGUUCAAAAUAAAGUAAUUGAUAAUUUGAUUGAAUCAAGUGUGUAUGAAAAUUAAUGUUUUGCUGUUUAACUUGUUUUAAUCUCUUAUUAAAGUAUUGGAAAAGUAACUGUGUGCAUCUAUUUUAAUUUCCUGGGGUAUAAUUUCUUUUUCUUUUCCAAUCAUUAGAUCCACAAUCGGAGAAAAUUUCAAUAUUUUUGUAUGCAUUAUAUCGCAUAUACUUGCUAAUGUGCUUAGAACCUAAAAUUUUUAAGUCAUGUGUUUUAAUCAUUUGAAAUCUAAUUUUUUGGAAAGACCAAAAGAAUAUUAAUGUGAAAUGUUUAUUUAAAUUAUAAAGUUUGUAUUUAAAUGCAUUAUUAAAAGGAAACUUAACAGGAAAGGAAAUGGGAAAAACAUUUUUCCAGCAUGUGAGUAAAUAAAGAACUGAAAAUUACGCACACAGAUAAGAAACAAAUCAUUCUUUUCCAUCUGUUACAUAAACAGAUAUUAUGUAGCAUGCAAACUGGUUCUUAGAUUAUUUUGGAUGAAGCUAUAUCUCAUCCUUACCCCAAAAGAAAUGAAACAUAGUAAAUCUGUUCCGUGUUUUUGCCCAAAUCUCUGAAACUGGAAAAUAAGCAUUUCUCAGUUCCUUGUUAUGAAAAUUGGCCUCUGGAUUGUGAAACUGAUGCAAAUUUAAUAUUACAUUUUCAUAUUUUCAGUCAUUUUCAUAUCCCUUUAGGAAAUGUGGCCAAUUAGAAGUGAUGUGUCAUGCAUAAUCAUGCUUGAUGUUUUCACUUGCAUUCUGUGCUUGUAAAAUAUGUUUGUGCCUCAUGAAAACUUUUAAUUUAUUUUUAACAUAAAUACUCCAUCCAUGAAAAUUCUUUUAUAUUUAAUUUCCACCAAAUGUAACAACUGUCUUUAGGUAAUUUUAUUUUCUUCACAGAAAUAUUUCAUAUAAUUGCAAGUAUUGUGUAUCCAUUUUAAUAUGUAAAUAAUUUUCUGUAUAGGAUUUGUGUUGAUUUUUAGUAAUAUUAUUUAUAGCUGCAGCAGUAUGAUUUAUGAAGGUGUAAUUGUAAAACACUCAGUUUUUUUUUUUUUUUUUUUUUUUUUUUUUUUUACACAUUUCUGAUAUUCAGUCUGAUAUUUUCUAAAAAGUCAAAUCUAGUAAAAAAAAAAACAAGAAAUUUAAUUUUUUUGAAUCUAUAAAAUUCAUGUAUAACGUAUAAAACUAUAUACAAUAGAUAUAACUAUGUAUCAAACUUAUUCAGGUCUACAUUUAUCUUUUAAUAUUAAGCUCAGUUUUGAGUAUUUUUUUAGUUUCUAAACAUGUUUUCAAAAAUUUAAGACUUUCAUGUAAUUAUUUCUGUGUUCUGAUUUUUUAAUAAUAAAUUAAUUGUGAGUUUUUAUUUAAAUUUUAUAUUCUGUACAGAUUUAUGUUUUUGAUUGUGUAAUAUAACAGUAUUUUGCUUUAGUUGGUCAAGUUAUGUAACAUUAUUAUGCAGAUACUCUUGUAUUUUCAAUGCGUUAUUGAAUGCAUAGUAUUAAUAUAAAGAAAUAAGUAUAUUUGACGUCCAUUUUAUUUGUGUUGAUCAUAUUGUUUAAUAGUGUAAAAAAUACAGCAUCUGAUGUUUUCUAAAAACCAUUUAUUGUGUUAUUGAAAAAAUUUUUCAAAAAAAAAAUAUUUUCCUUUAUUUGAAUAAAUUAAAUUUUAAAAUCAAACCAUGAGAAAUAUGUGAUAAUAAUAAGUAGAAAAAUUUUACUGUAUGCUACUUAAUUUAUAUAUUGGUGUCAUUAAUUUCCUUAAAAUAAGGGACCAAAUUUAUGAAUAAUUGAUGCAUAUUAAUCAUGAUAUAUUAAUGAAAGUGCAAUCUACUGAAUUGUAAUCAUCAGAUAUUACUAAUAUAUUUUUAUUUAUUUCAACUUUCUUGGUUUCUAUAAUCUAAUGGGUGAAUGUGCUAAGAAAAAGUUAAGUAUUCACAUUAUUUACACAGUUUUGUUUGUUGGUUUAACCCAGUUGGGGUUAUGAAAUUAAGUAGUUCUUUUAACCCAAAUACAUGUGAUAUCUGUUAGCCAUAAAUUUGUAAUAUGAGCUAUGUGCGUUUGCACCCAUUGUGGUGCAUAACUGAAAUACAAUCUGAGCUCAUUGAUGACCAUCAGAAGGUUAAUGUCAGGUUUACUGGUUGGUUACUGCAGCCAUUUAUUAAAAUUAUUGUUCCAGCAUAUUAGUUGUGCCAUAAUUUCAUUAUGCAUGAACUUUGUGACAAAUUUUUCAGGAAGAAUAGAAUGUAUCAUUUAAAAUAAAUGAAAAAAUUAAAUUUUCAUUGAUGUAAUUAACAUAAAUGAAUUACAAUUGCAUAUAAAUGUGAAAAUUUUGUUGUAGUUGAUUAAUAAAAGUUUCAAAUCAGUAGUGAUUGAAUGAGAUUCACGUAUUUAUUGUGCUAAAAGCUGAUGACCUUAUAAAAUGCGUUUUUUAAAAAUAGCAUGAACAGGUAUGCAUUCUGCAUUUUUGAAUAUUAUGUUAAUUCUUUUAUAUUUCUUGUAUAAUUUUCAUAGUAGUUACAUUUUUAAAAUUAAAAUUUGUAUAUUUUCAGUAUUUAAUCACUUUGAGUAGCUUAACAUACGCUAGUUUUUUUCUAAAAUUGUCUUUAAAAAGACAUGCCCUGUGACUGAAUCGCUAUGAAUUUAUCUCCCUCCUUUUUAUAAGGUUUAUCUCUGUCAUUUGUUUUAAUAGCAUGUUCUGAGCCUAAAUUUCUUCAGAUGAUUUAUUCAUUCCCUUCACUUGAUCUUUCAUGUCUGUUGCAGAACAUAUUUUAAAUGUCUAUAAAAUGUACACCAGUUAUUGUUUGUGAGAAUUGUAAAACUACUGGUGGAUCAAGAAACACAGAAUAUGCUUGUUAGCUUUGCUGCAUAUGUCUUUAUGACUGCCAUUUUAUAUAUGAAUUUAAAACUGAAUAUUUAAAAAUUUUAGUAAUGCAUUUUAAAAACUUUAAAAGUGUUUUUUGCAGUAAUUGAAGUGUUAUGAUUGUCUGUUUGAACAGUAAAAAAAAUAUUUUGCUGUUUUUAAUUUUCUCUGCUGCUGACUACAUUUUGAAAGAAACUGUUUGCCAUAGACUACAGGUAGCUUGUAUCUUUGCAAAAUAAGAGAAAAUAUGCCUUAUACUUAUCUGUGUUAUUAAGUGAAUUUUUAUUCAGAAUUGUUUCAUGAAGGGAUUUUUAGUAUACAAAUUUACAGUUAGCCCUCAGUUUAUGCCUAUUUAGUUUGCACCGAUUUACAGGAAUGCCAAUUUUAAAGCAAGCUUGUCAGAAGAGAGUAGAAAUAAAUUUAACAUCAUUUAUAAUGUUUAUAUUUUUCUUUGUAGUAUUUCUUCUCUAAUCUAAUUUCUAACAAAAUCUAACUUUGUUUCUGAAUGAAAAUGAUUAAUGCUUUCCUCUCUACAGUUACAUUAAUUUUAUUAAAGGGAAAAUAACUUAAUUUGUGUGAAAGAACUGUUUGAUUUUUCAUGGCAAGCAGUAUACUAAAUAGAGCAUUAUCAUCUUUGAAGCUUAUUGUAAAACUUUGACAGGAAGUAGAAUUCAAAACUGCAGUGCAUCCAUACUCAUGAAAAGCAAUAAUUAUCCUGAACUAGAGACUCUUAUAUAAUUGUUGUUAUUUUUUGUACCAUUGUUGAGAUAUCAAAAUGUUUUCAAAUGCCUUUUAUUACCAUUUUAGAUCAUUGUAUGUAAGCAUUAUAUUUGUCAUUAAUAUUUGGGUUCUGGGAGCUUAAGAUAAAAUUAUUUCUAUUAUAAAUUUAAAAUCGUUUCAAUUUAUGUUAAUAAUUUUAGAAAUAUAUACCUAGCAGAAACUGAGGGCUACUUGGGAUUACUAGGGUGACUGACUGUGAGAAUGAAUGUAAGCUAUUGAAUUAUGUUUGAAUUAUUCUGUAAUAAAGCAUUUUUAUGGCCCUCAUUUGUAAAAAUAUUGGUGAGUUAUUAAAUGUUUAAUGUAGUGGAUAUUUAAUGACUGUAAUUUUCAAUACUGAAUCAUACCUCUUCAUUUUACUUAAUAUUAUAUUGUUAAAACAUUUUAUUAAGCUUAGUAUCUAGCCUAAACUGAUAAAAUGUGGAAUUUAUUUUAUACAUCUUCAGUGUUGUGUUUUUAUCAAAUUACAUUAUUUUUCAUUUCUUUACGCAGCUGGUUAUAGUAAUUAGAAAAUGAGCAGUUUUUUAAUCACUAUAUAUUUUUUAUUGGUAACUAUGAAACAUCUGAAUUAAAUGCAUGAAACAUUUUUCUCAUCAGAUGAAUAAUUGCAUGGAAUUUAAAUCUCUUGAUAUCUUGAUAAAAUGUAUCCUAAUCUUUUAUUGCAUGCUGGAUGAUUAAUCUACAUAAGUCAGCUACUAUGCCAUAGGAGGUAGCAACUAAGAUAGUAUAAAUAAUAUCCUCAUAUUCUAAAUACGAGUUUUAUGGUUUAAGUAUUAGCCAAUUAUAUAGUCGUCUGGAAAGAAAAAAAAAAAAAAAAA